UUACACCAUACCCAAAUUCUAGCUUACACCAAACGCUCCAUGGAUGAUAGUACCGUUGCUCCUGCCAUAAUUCAAGAUGGCCAUGAACACAUCGAAAAAGUCUCUGCUGCCACAAGAAAACCCUCCACGGGUGGCUGGAAUGCGGCCAUUUUCAUCAUUUUUGUGGAGGUGGCAGAGAGAUUCGCUUACUUCGGUUUGUCUGGAAACCUCAUAACAUAUCUCACAAACGAUCUCCAUGAGUCCACUGUCACUGCAGCCAAGAACGUCAACACCUGGAUUGGCGUCUCCUCCAUCUUUCCUAUACUCGGAGCAUUUCUAGCCGAUUCCUUUCUUGGCCGGUUCAAGACCAUUCUUCUAUCCACAACCAUAUUUUUCAUUGGCUUGGUUCUGUUGACGUUAACAGUCUCAACAACAAUCCCAAUGAGUCACCGCGAAUCGGUGUUCUUUCUUUCUCUUUAUAUACUAGCUAUUGGUGAAGGUGGACACAAGCCAUGUGUACAGACCUUCGCCGCGGAUCAGUUCGAUGAGGAGAAGCCAGAGGAGAAGUCAGCCAAGAGCUCAUUCUUCAACUGGUGGUACUUGGGCAUAGUAGCUAGUGCAACCGCAGCAGUCUUGGUGGUCGUUUACGUCCAGGAUAAUGUUGGAUGGACAGAAGGAUUUGGGAUGAUGGCAGGAGUAGUGGCGGCGGCGUUGGUUAUAUUCUUGGUAGGAAUAAAGAGAUACAGGAAAGAGGCACCUGUUGGGAGCCCAUACACGGCAGUGAUGCAAGUGCUGAUAGCGGCAGCAAGGAAGCGGCAAGUGGAUGGGACGGGGCAGGGGUGGGGCAUUUGCUAUGAAAAUUAUGACAAAGAUGGGGCUGACCUCGAGGUCCACGGUCAACCUAGGCUUCGGACACUGGCUCGCACUAAACAAUUCAGGUUCUUGGACAAGGCAAUGAUAAUUGACAACAUCGAUGCCUCAAGCAAUGCCAGAAAUCCAUGGAGGCUCUGCACCCUAAACCAAGUGGAAGAAGUGAAGUUAGUCUUCCGCCUGAUCCCCAUAUGGCUAAGUUGUUUAAUGUUCACAGCCAUAAUAGUUCAAACCAACACAUUUUUCACCAAGCAAGGCAGUACAAUGAUCAGAUCAAUCGGAUCAAACUUCCAGUUUCCUCCAGCAUCACUUCAAUCCCUUAUAGGCGUCACGAUCCUCAUUGCCGUCCCGACUUAUGAUCGAGUUUUCGUCCCGAUGGCCAGAAAAAUAACAGGACACCCCUCUGGUAUAACCAUGCUUCAAAGAAUAGGCAUUGGCUUAUUCCUAUCCGUUCUACAAAUGGCAGUGUCAGCUCUAGUAGAGACUAAAAGGGUCAGCACUGCAAGAGACCAUGGCCUUCUGGACAACCCAAAGGCAAUAGUACCAAUGGCGGUGUGGUGGUUGCUCCCACAAUACAUGCUCAGUGGACUAGCCGAUCUGUUUGCAGUGGUUGGGUUACAAGAACUGUUCUAUGAUCAAGUGCCGGAAGCGAUGAGAAGCAUGGGAGCAGCUGCAUAUCUAAGUAUACUUGGACUUGGGAGCUUCAUAAAUAGUGCCGUUAUAUCUGUAGUGCAGGCUAUUACCUCUAAGUAUGGACAUGUUUGGCUUGGAGAUAAUCUGAAUCGUGCCCAUCUUGAUUACUUCUACUGGGUGAUGGCAGUAUUGAGUGCUUUAAAUUUGUGUGUCUAUGUAUGGGUUGCUAACGGUUUUGUAUACAAGAAAGUUGAAGGUGAAGAAACAGAGGAGGGGGAGAAAGAGUUGGUUCUUGAAGGGCAUUUAGAUUUGAACAUUUGAGACUGUCUAUAAAUGUGUGUGUGUGUAUAUAUAUAUAUAUAUAUAUAUAUAUAUACAGAAUCAAGCUGGUAAAUUAGUGUUUUGUACUUGGAAUUUGCUUGUCUAAUCUUAGAUAUAUACUAGAUUGUGAAAUCAUGAUCGGCACAACAGAAACCAUUUUGCUAUAUUUCGUUCAUAUUUUUCAUCAAUCUAAGCAUUUGGCACCAAUU
Molecule: messenger RNA, 2012 nt
Organism: Hevea brasiliensis (rubber tree)
Lineage: Eukaryota; Viridiplantae; Streptophyta; Magnoliopsida; Malpighiales; Euphorbiaceae
Product: protein NRT1/ PTR FAMILY 5.4
Biological process (GO): transmembrane transport; dipeptide transport
Cellular component (GO): membrane
Molecular function (GO): dipeptide transmembrane transporter activity; tripeptide transmembrane transporter activity
Source: RefSeq, a predicted model, not a curated record